GCUCCGGGUGAAGCCCGGGCCACAAGUGCCACCGCAGGGGCUGGCACUCGCACGGCCCCAGCGCCGGGCGGAACCUUCCCGGCGCACGCGCGCGGGGCAGCCGGCACCGGCGGCCGCGGACCGGGGCGGGGCGAGAGCGGCGGCCGCGGCCAUGUGGGGCGGCGGGGCGGCCCGAGCCCUCAGCCGAGCCCUCAGCCGCGCCCUGCGGCGCCGGCGGGCGGCGGCCGCGCUGCCGGGGGCUGCGGGCGAUGACCAUGCUGAUCUGUCUUUUCAGACAGGUCUGAGAGGUGCCCUUCAGGACUACGACAGGAAAAGACAACUGAAAUCCAGUAGUACCUUAGCUGUCUGUCUAAUUGAAAUGAAAAGCAAUAUGUUCACUGUGAAGAGACCUUUCAGCACUUCACACUCAUCAGUGGAUUCAAAUGAAAUUAAAAAAUUCCAGCUCCUUGCACAUAAGUGGUGGGAUGAAGAAGGAGAAUAUGCAGCCCUUCAUUCUAUGAAUGAUAUUAGAGUGCCAUUUAUUAGAGAUACUCUGUUGAGCAUGAGUAGUAAUUAUCAUCUGGGAAAUCCACUUUCUGGAAUCAAGAUUCUUGAUGUGGGCUGUGGCGGAGGACUGCUGAGUGAGCCUUUAGGUAGACUGGGAGCUUCAGUUACUGGAAUUGAUCCUGUGGAGGACAACAUUAGAACAGCAGAUCAGCACAAGUCAUUUGAUCCAGUGCUGGCCAAGAGAAUACAGUACAAGUCCAGUUCACUGGAGGAGAUUGUGGAGGAGUCUAUGGAAACCUUUGAUGUAAUUGUAGCUUCUGAAGUAGUGGAGCAUGUGGCUGACCUUGAAAUGUUUAUCAAGUGUUGCUCUCAGGUGUUAAAGCCUGAAGGUUCUUUAUUCAUUACGACAAUCAAUAGAACACAAUUGUCCUAUGUCCUGGGAAUUGUGGUUGCAGAAAAAAUAAUGGGGAUUGUACCAGAAGGAACACAUGAAUGGGAGAAAUUUGUUCCCCCUGAAGAGCUGGAGCACCUCCUGGAAUCAAAUGGCUUUUCAGUCAAGACGGUGAGUGGGAUGUUGUAUAAUCCGCUCUCGGGCUCCUGGAGCUGGACGCAGAGCACGAGCCUGAACUACGCAGUGCACGCAGUGAAGUCUGGGGCUCAGGCACAGUCACACACCACAGACACCCAGCAGCAUGCAGCCACAGCUGGCACAGCUGGCACUGUCCCAGACAGCACUGUCUGACGUGUGGUGAUGGACUGUCACCAGAACAGAAAAUGAGCUUCUGCUCAGAUGGACACAAUAAAACCUUUGCUAACAACAAGCUUCCUGUUUGCAUCAAUAAUACUUGUGCUGUUUUGGCCAAAUAUUCAGGGUCUCAAAAAAAUCAAGUGCUCACUAUCUCAGGAAUCUUUUAUGAUUGAAAUGAGCAAAGCUUUUAAAGAAUAUGUAUUUUCAUGAGAAAGGAGUUUCAAAUUGUUGGAUGGGGAAAUGCAAAUUAUUGUUGGUAGCUUGGAGGAAGCUUUAUUAUGUGGUGGCGUUUUCAGUCCUGCUGGGACUCAGAUCUCCAUAGAAUAAUGGCAUAGAUGUAGAGUGAGUUAAAAACCGCGAUGCUGUACAGUAAAUAAAAUGCCUUAAGUAUUUAAAAUACUCAACUCUGUAAAAAUAUAUGAAACACUUAAGAUCUACAAACACUUUUUUCUGUAAUACACCUUUCUCCUGAGUAGGGGAAACAAAAUAGCAAACCUUUACUAUUGAGUCCUGCUGUUUCCGCAGUUGACAUGAAGUAACUGAAGUGGAAGAAGUGUCUCUGAGACCAGAGUGCCUCACCUAUCAAAGCCCCUUCACCAUAAAGAUAUUUGUAUCUGUGCCUAUUAUUCAACUUUCUCCCUCUGCCCAAAUAAAGAGAGGCUGCAGGUAAAAUUUUACUAAGCAACCAGAGCUCCAUGCUAGAAGAAUGACAUAUUAGCAGUUUGUCCAAUAACUGCAGUGCCAUACCUAUUUAUUCUUAAUGUUCUAGCACCCUGGUAAGGAAAAGUCAUUUACAAUGAAACAGAACUUUCUAAAUAAAAUGUCAUGUGUGUGUCUA
Messenger RNA from Oenanthe melanoleuca, 2072 nucleotides. RefSeq names its product coenzyme Q3, methyltransferase (gene COQ3). Bases 152 to 1228 code for a protein of 358 amino acids. The record is from RefSeq and is a predicted model, not a curated record. Gene Ontology annotation, molecular function: 2-methoxy-6-polyprenyl-1,4-benzoquinol methyltransferase activity. NCBI's taxonomy places the organism in Eukaryota, Metazoa, Chordata, Aves, Passeriformes, Muscicapidae. The transcript has 7 exons. Gene Ontology annotation, biological process: ubiquinone biosynthetic process.